GUGAGUGAGUGAGUGAGCGAGCAAGCGAGGGAGGGAGAGAGAGAGAAAACUUUUCAGUUUUAAAGAGCGAGAGGAAGCGUGAGCUGGAGUCCCAACCAUGCAGGAGGAGCCAGAAGAAACACUGGGAGGUGCCAGUAACAAGGGCUCGAUGUGGUUAUGCCCAUUAUGCCAAGAAAGUCAUCCAGACCGUGAGAAUCUCUCUCAUCACCUUUCGGACAAACACAGUGUCCUCCCAGCCUGCCUUGAUAAGUUACUGACUAUUGCUGCUCCUAAACGCCCUUCCAUUGCUGAAGAUGAAGACUCCAAAUCCCCAAAUCAUACAGAUGACACAUCUCAGCUGAAUUCAGAGAACAGAAAUUCCCCCACACUGGCUUUCCAAAAUGAGAAUGAAUCUACAGAUGCAGGUGACAAAUGUGGUUCUUCUGAGGAAAAAGAGCUGGAUGAAGAAAUUGAGGGGGGGAGAAAUGAGGAAAUUGACAUGGGGGACCUGGAGUCAGAUCAGGACAAUGGGGAGCAAACUAUAAAAACUUCAGAUGCAUCUGUAAGCAAUGGCAGAUCUGUCUGCAAAAACAGCGUAGCUUCUGAAUGUGAUAACCGUCCAUUCAAGUGUAAUGCAUGUUUGGAGUCAUUUCCAACUAGAACGGCUUUGAGUGUGCAUUAUAAUUCAACCACCCAUAUUCAGAGAAUGAGAACCGGGACGGUAAAAGACAGUGAUUCAAUCCCUUUCCUGUCUCGACCUUACGUCUCCACCAAACCAUACCAGUGUGCCGUCUGUCGUGUCUCCUACAAUCAUGCCAUUACCCUGGAAAGUCAUUUAAAAUCUGUGUUGCACCAGAGUCGCAGCAGGAGUGCUGGGAAUGCUACUCCUAGUUCCACUGCAAAUACAGGAACUGGAACCGUGGGUACCAGCUUGGCUGCAACCACUGUUGGAUGCACCGCACAGUUAGUUACCUCCACCAGCAACUGUGUCACCCAAGCAAACACGACUGCAACAGCAGUAACUACCAAAGAUGGAGAGCAGGUGCAGCCUCAGUUAGCUCCCUCAUUACUUUCUUCUCCAGUGGCCUCUGCACAAGCAAUGUCUGCGAUUCUCACUCUUCUGACUUCCAGCCCAAAUUCUCUCCCACACUCCAUUCUUCCUCCUCUAUUCACAACUGGAACAUCUGCAACUCCAGGGGCAGCUACCCCACAGCUUAUACCCCAGCCUCAGAUGCUCAUGCCUCUGGUGUUGAAUGGGCAAAUCCAGGGCCAGAAUCAAGAUUCUCCAAAGCAACUUUUGCAGCAGGCAGUGCCAGUUCUUGGUCUCAGUGCGGCACAACAGGCUCUCUUGGCUCAAAGACUCAGUGGCUUACAAAGUCAGUGGGCUGCAUUUGGCCUCCCUACCACUAAAAUGAGUUUAGAGGAGGCCACCAAGAUGGCAGAAAAGAGUAAAGACAUGGGAGUACAAUCCAUAAAAGUUGAGCCUUGCGAUCAGCUAAUGUCACUAAGAUCUGAAGAGGACUGGAAAAUUGACGGGGUAAAAAAAGAUUUGUGUUUUAAAAGUGAGAAUACACAAUUGCAAAGUGAGAACAUGAUGGGCGAUGGCACAACUGAUGAAAAAGAGCAUGAAGAGAAUGAAAUGGAUGUCGAAGGAAAUUAUGAAAAUUUGUGUGAGGGGGAAGAUGCAAACUCUAAAGUAACUAAAUCGUUAGUUACCCCAAUUUUUCAGCAUAGUAGUCCAUUGUCAUGUGUUUUAGAUCCUAAUCAAAGUCUCAGACAUUCACACAACAUUAACAGCUCUGGCACUGCUAACUGUACCUUUCGUAACACUAAUUUUGCCUUACGAUUUGCAGGCCACAGAAGUGCUAAAGAUCAUUUACUCUUGUCUUCGGGACGACCUGUGCUCACUGAGUUUCAGUCUCAGGUUCUUUGGGCGUUCUUAGAGUCUCGAGAUGAUGCUGAAACAUCUAGUCCUCAGCGGGAAGACUGCGAAGCCCUAGGCAGGGAGGUAGGGCUAAGUGGAGAAGAGGUACGAAAGUGGUUUUUAGAUGCCUGGCAAUCCAAAGAUAGGGACAGAUUAGACUCCUUCCAUGAUGAAAGAGACUUAAGUAUGGAGGAAGAAGAAGGUAAUUUAAUGAUAGAUGAGAGUGAAGAUGGACACAGCCCAUCAGCAACAGGUAGUCAUGCCAUUGACCUAUCAGGUAGUGGGGAGAGACACAGGAUUGGUAAGGGAAGUCCAAGAGAAUUGUUGCUGACUUCUGACUCUGAAAAUGAAGAGUUCUACACAUCAGUUAUUGUGACUGAUGAAGAAAGUCAGAGCAGCUCUAUGAGAGAAGAGUCAGGUAGCCCAAUCAAACAGUCUUCACAGGUAGAGCCAACUGCUGAAAGGUCAAGUGGUGGUGGAAAGGUUCUUCGCUCUACAACAGUCUUCCUCUCAGAUGCAGAGGACGAAUAUGAUGAUGAACAGAGUGUGAAAAAGAAAAGGAGAAAAAGUGAGAUUGCCAAGGAAGAGGUGGAGAUCAAGCAGGAGAAGCAAGAUUUAGAUCUUGAUCUGCAGUUAGAGGCACAAGCAGACCCACCUACCCCUCUUUCAAUCACAGUCGAUCAACAGGGUGUUCCAGCUAGCAUCUUGCAGUCACUGCCCAUUUCCUUGUCGUUAGCUCCACUUUCUACCCAGUUAUACAGUCCAUAUGUACUGUCACUUCCUUCAUCAGUUAUUGGGGUUGGAGUUUCUGAAGGAGAUCGGGCUAAAAUAGCCUUUUCAAACGCUCAUACAGUUACUCGACCAGUAUCAGCACUUUCAGACCCUCUUAAUGCACCUUCAACCACACACUCGUUCUUAUCCAAUGGUAAUGAUUGUGAGUCUGCUUUAGACCUGAGCAUGGGGAAAAACCACAGCUCUACAAUAUCAUCUGUCUCCACCGCUAACAGGAACUCUAUACAGAAAAGUCAUUUGCUUGAUGGUCUGGGAUUAAGACCAACCACCGUUGGUGUUCCUACAGAUGGAGGUCUCAUUGUUGUUCAGGUGAAGCCAGAUGCUGCCAUAGCUAUCCCAUCUUCCGCUAACAGUACUUUAACAAAUCGCAAUAAUUUGGCUAAGACUAGCACUGUGUACAUGAGGGCAGCAGAAAAAGUUAACACAUCACUCAUCGAAAGGGAAAAAGAGAAGGAACGAGAAAAAGAGCUGGAUCAAAAGAGGCCAAAAGUCAGAAGGUUCAGGGACAUGAGACGCUCCCGGACCAUCAUCCAUGCUGACCAACUUGAUAUUCUCUAUGGAUGUUAUUUCAAAGAUCCAAACCCAGGAAAACAUGAAUUUGAACAAAUAUCUGAGUGGGUGAACCUUCCAAAGAAAGUGGUUCAAAUCUGGUUCCAGAAUAUGCGGGCUAGGGAGCGAAAGGGAGAGGUCCGUUUUAUUAGUGAUGGCACUUUGGCAGCUGUUGGAAAACCACUAAUCAAGUUCACCUGGCCACUCUCAAAGCCAAUAUUUUCAACCCCUCCUAAAUCCAACCCCAGUCCCUCUACUGGCUGGACCUCUGCAAAACCUCAAACUGGAAAUAUUCUUCCAAAGAUUGAGAAGUUGAAAGAGGUCAAGGAACCCCUGAAAGCUCCCCCUCAAGGUCCAAGUAGACCAAAUCAGACUACUUCAUUCACUGUGGUGUCUACGAGUCCAUUAAUUCAAAAGAUCAAAACAGAAGUAGCUCCCAUUACAAUGGUUAAAAUAGCCCCUAAGACAGUGGCUACCCCAGUUGCAGUUCCUUUGCUUGUCAGUGGAAUUCCUACAUCUCGAUCUGCUCCAAAAAGGAAGGUUGAAGAGGUACAAGCAGAGUCUGAACAUACUGAUGAAGAGGAUGACCAUUACCAGGGAGGGCUCGAGUCUGGAGCUACAAACCUUAUGGUGCCAAAAUUGACCACUACGCCAAUUAUCAAGCCUGCUGCCUUGGCUUCUCAGAAACAAAAUGGGCUCAAAUAUUGGCCUCAGAAAGGUCCAUUCAAAAUAAACACCCUCUCAAGAGAACAGUUAGGCCUCAGCUCACAGCGGCCUACACCCACUACCACCCCCACUACGCCAUCCCCUCUAACGGUUACGGCAUCCCCUAGUCAAAGCCAAAAAGAAAUAAGUUACAUGCAGCAGAACUCCACCCCAAGACGACCUCGAACCCACCUAACCAGUCUUCAGCUGUCCAUCCUGCAGUCCUGCUAUGAGACGUGUGCUCAUCCUAAUGCAUUGGAGUGUGAGGCAGUUGGAACAGAGCUUGGGCUUCCACUAAAGGUUGUGCAGAUAUGGUUCCAAAAUACUCGUGCCAAGGAGAAACGCUGGAGGCUACAGCAAGAGAAAAUGUCUCCUAAUCCCACUGACCCUUCUAAGAAGAUCGAUGUCAGCUCUGGUAGCUACCUACAGUACAAUGCUCUUCGAGCCAACCGUCCCAUCCUGCCCAAACCUGUACAGCUGACAGUUGUGGAUCCCGCUCCAUCAUACAACAUCGGUCAGACAGCAGUCCGUGAGACUCUGAUAGGCAAGUGCGAUGCCUGUGGAGCUGAAUUUGAAUCCAGGGCCGCAGCACGUGAUCAUGUCUUCUCGGCUAGACAUCUUGCCACUCUGAGAACCACUAACUUUGGUCUACAAGCAUCAAUGGUCAGCAAUGGAUCUGGUACGGGGUCUGUCGGUGUUAUCAGCCAGUCCUCUACUCCAUCACCAGCUAGCAGCUCCAGCUAAAACAAUAAAGUUAAGCUGGUGUACUCUGCGGACCCACCAGACUUGUUGGCUUUCAAUAGACAGAAGAUGGGUGCUGGUGUUUUAAGCUAAUCUUCUCCUGAGGCUCGAAAAUCGGAGUGGCCCAGAUGACUCUGGCCAUCUUUGCCCUCUCUCCUUGGAUAUCAGCGAGACAUUCUUAUUAUACAGAGUCUUUGCUUACAGGGCUCCUUUUAAUGACCUAUUGCCACAGCAUCAUUUUACUAUGAAUAAUCUACUGAAAUGAUAAUCAUGGACAUGCUAAUGCUUGUGUGAUUAUGGUCCGUCUUUCACGAUUUCAUCUCGGUUUAGACUCUUAUUAAGUUGAGUAAUAUUCUACUCACAUUUACACAAAACACUUUGUUUAAUUGGGAGAAUCUAUGGUAAUGAAGCACCCAAAAACUCAACCAAAGUGCUCUGGGUUGUCAAUUAUGUUUGUGGUACUGAUUUAUCCUGUUUUAAAGCCUAUAUAGAAGAGUCGUUUCUAAGCUGAUUUAUCUCCAUUUGUCUUGUUAAUUCAAAGAAAUUUAUUCUGUAAAGAGAGGUUUUCCUUCUGGCUCAGUUGACACAAAUGUCUAGACUAUGCUAACAGUUGAUGGCAAUGAAAUGGAAAGGCAGAAAUAGUGCGCAGUCUGGAUUAUGGAGAGUUUGGGAGAGUUUUUUUGGAUUCAGAUGCAUUAAAUAAGGAUGAUUUUUAAGCAACCAUCAUGACAAUCCUAUAGCCAUCAGCUGAGCUCUCGUUGAAAGAUGUCAGAUGGUCAUCAAACAGCACUUUGACCCUUUUUAAAUCUCAAACUUUUUUUUUUUUAAGGUUUUCGUGUUCCGCAAAAUAAAGUUUUGUUGUAUGGUGAAAUCUUACUGUAUGUCAAACUAUAAUGAAGUAUUAAUCAGCUUUUAAUGUUAUUUUUAAAGGGUUUGCAUUGCACAUCGUUAAACACAGACAAAAAAUGGAUCAGACCCAGCCGCUGUGCACGAAGCCAAAGUCAAGUCUGUACUUAACACAAUUUUAUAUGGAUUUGUGGGAACAUCGAAAUUAUAUUCCUUUUACCCUCUGGAUAAACUGUUUGGUUUGAAUUUUUAGGGACUAACUCCAGCUUAUCUUUAUGAACGAAACACAAAAGUCAUUUAUUUAUGCUAAAAGCAUUUUUGAGUUAUGGGAGAGAGUUGUCAUUUUUUUUUUUUUUUCUUGUUCUUUCAUGGAGCAUUUUGUGUUGCAACAUAAUAUUUUCCUUACAAACCACCUGGAGAGAAGACAGGGUGUUUUAGUGGACCGGGAAACUUUUCAUCAGGGCAACAGGAGGUGCAAUUUGAAGGACGUGAAAUACUAAAGACGAUUUUUCCUUUUUGGUUUAUUUUGUAUAUUAUUAUUAUUGAUACUAUUAAUACUUUAACAAAAUGCAAAACUAAAAAAGAUUUUUUAAUGAACUAUAUUAAGAAAAUGAUAUUCCAAAGUUAUUCUUUCUCUUGCUUUGUCUCAGUAAAGAAACCAAAUAGCAAUCUUGAUUGGAAGUGUUCAUAAUGCAAGCCGCAAAGGAGCUCCCAUGCCUUGGCACUUUGAGCUUGUCCGGGGUUUAAGCAUGAGCUACAGAUAAAUGCAUUUCAGACAACUCAACUUGGAACACUUGAAGUUCAUUGAAACGUUUCAGUUUUUUUUUUCACGAUAUCCCAGCAAAUGCAAGGUGUUUUUUUUUUGUUAAACUUAGUGUCGAGUUGUAGCUCAUAUGAACUGAAAAUGGACUGGGUUGUUUGUAGUGCAGUGCUGCAGGACGUGGGAUCACACAGUGUUGCACUGUUCAGAGUAUAUUGGUAGAGUAUGGAGAAAUGCUUUUAUAUUAUCUUUUCACUUUUCCAUUGACACUUGAUUAUCACUUGUUAUAACUGUACUACUUACUAUUUUUCAGUACUUUCAUCACUUUUGAUUAUUAUUGAUUCAUAACCGUUUUGAUGGCAUCUCAGACUUAAGAGAUGUCAUUGAUAUGAAUAUUGAACAAUAAUGGUGGCAGUCUUGUUAUGAAAUUAGAUUAUUGAUUAAGCUUGUUUUCCCCUCACUUGUACCUUCAUUUUGUGUUGGUUCUCCUUUUUUCUUAUGCAGAAAACAAAUAAACUGAAGUUCAUGUA
Danio aesculapii is the source of this 6826-nucleotide messenger RNA. It is a transcript of the gene zfhx2, whose product is annotated as zinc finger homeobox 2. The coding region runs from base 98 to 4693 and encodes 1531 amino acids. Gene Ontology annotation, molecular function: RNA polymerase II cis-regulatory region sequence-specific DNA binding; DNA-binding transcription factor activity, RNA polymerase II-specific. Gene Ontology annotation, biological process: regulation of transcription by RNA polymerase II; brain development; regulation of neuron differentiation. Gene Ontology annotation, cellular component: nucleus. NCBI's taxonomy places the organism in Eukaryota, Metazoa, Chordata, Actinopteri, Cypriniformes, Danionidae. The transcript is spliced from 5 exons. The record is from RefSeq and is a predicted model, not a curated record.